UUAGAUGUGUUUAUCCUUUGAGUGUUGGGAACUCUGUGUUUUGAGAUAUGCUAAAGCUGAUACUGGCCUCUGUGAUGCUUGUGUGAGGAUUGUUUUGUCUUCACGUCUGGUGUGUUUCUGCUUUAUUUCAUAGGAAGGACUUUCAUUUUUACUCUGAUACUCAUAGGGGACAAUAACCUUCAUAGAGGGCUAGAAAUGGAAAAAAAAAGAUCUCCCAAUGUAUUCAUUCUUGGUGACUAAUACUCAAGUGAUCGCAGCUGAUUACCUUAUUCAUUUCAUCUUGUUCAUGAAAAUCUCUCAAUUGAUUUGCAAGCAAAUUUGCUUAAUGAUGUCACAAGGAGGAUGUGGGUAUUAUUACAUUGGCGUCAGACAUCCAUUCAACACGUUUUCCAUGUGGUGGCAAUAAAACUUGCCUGAAAGAAGGUGUGAUCAAAUUGAGCAGUCUAAAUAUAAGGAGCUGCAAGAGAAGAGUCAGCCAAUGUGACUUGCAUUGAUGAUGGGAACUGUGGCAGCCAUGAGGUGGAAAUGUGUCACUUUCUAUUUUCUCACUUUGUUUGUUGUCACUGAAGUCAAGGCCAGACUGGUCAGCAACCAUGUCAGCAGUAUCUGCAGCACAUGGGGGAGAGAGCACUUUAAGACAUUCGACGGCGACGUUUACCAGUUUUCCGGCGCGUGCGAGUACAACCUUGCUUCCGACUGCCACGAGGCCAUGCAGGAGUUCUCGGUGCAUAUGAGGAGGGAGCAGAAUGAUGGGAACCCCACUGUGGCUUAUGUGGUGGUCACGAUCAACGACCUUGCUUUCCACCUCACCAAGGAAGCGGUCACGGUGAAUGGACAAAC
This is a messenger RNA of Hippocampus comes (tiger tail seahorse), 840 nucleotides long. Its product is annotated as mucin-2. The annotation marks the transcript as partial. The transcript is spliced from 2 exons. NCBI's taxonomy places the organism in Eukaryota, Metazoa, Chordata, Actinopteri, Syngnathiformes, Syngnathidae. Gene Ontology annotation, cellular component: extracellular matrix. The record is from RefSeq and is a predicted model, not a curated record.